CCCCCCUUGUAGCUCAGGAUAUUAUUAAGACUCUGCUGAACCAUUCUUAAAGAAAAUGUGUUGCUUCUGUUUCAAUAGAUGGUACAAAUGAUUAACCAGCUGGCUAUGUGAAUACAUGUAACAGAACUGCUGAUCAUGACAACAGGACUGUACUAGCAAGCUCUGUUAAAAAAAGGAUUGUACAGCUACAGAAUGCAGAACCUCAGGCAAGCUGCAUCAGAGGCUUUCAACCGUUUAGGUCUAAAGCACAGACAUGUGGGCUAUGAGGAGCUGACUGACCUCACCGAUUCUGCAUUUCCUUCAGAGGAGAUCCAGCCCCAUUGGUUCCACACCCUACAGGUCAGGAGGUUGACAGUUCAAAGGUCAAGGAGCAACAGUGACCCCUUGGGAGGAAAGAGCUUUGAAGCAGGAUUCCAGUGGAGAACCAGCCUCCAGUUUGGGACAGCCACCUCCUACCUGAACCUGGAGAAGCUGGGAGAGGGUUCCUACGCCACUGUUUAUAAAGGAAUCAGCCGGAUAAAUGGACACCUUGUUGCUUUAAAAGUGAUUAGGAUGAAGAUAGAAGAAGGAGUGCCAUUCACAGCUAUUAGAGAAGCCUCAUUGCUGAAGGGCCUGAAACAUGCCAACAUCGUCCUUCUCCAUGACAUCAUUCACACACGAGAGACCUUGACAUUCGUUUUUGAGUAUGUGCAAACUGAUCUAGCACAGUAUAUGAUUCAGCACCCUGGGGGCCUGCAUUCAUACAAUGUGAAGGUCUUACUGUUUCAGUUCCUGAGGGGUCUGUCGUAUAUCCAUCGCCAGAGGAUUCUGCACCGAGACCUCAAACCGCAGAACCUGCUGAUCAGCUACCUGGGGGAGCUCAAGCUCGCAGAUUUUGGUCUGGCAAGGGCCAAGUCUAUCCCCAGUCAAACCUACUCCUCCAAGGUGGUGACGCUGUGGUACCGGCCCCCUGAUGUUCUACUAGGAGCGACACACUACUCUACCGGACUGGACAUGUGGGGUGUGGGCUGUAUAUUUAUCGAGAUGCUACAAGGAUCCCCAGCUUUCCCUGGUGUCACAGAUAUUUUUGAACAACUGCAGAAGAUCUGGGCAGUAUUAGGGGUUCCUACUGAGGAAACCUGGCCUGGAGUUACUCAACUGCCAAACUACAAACCGGAAUGGUUUCUGCCCUGUCAGCCUAGAAUGCUUCGGAAUGUUUGGAAAAGACUCGGGCAGCUGCCCUAUAAAGCUGAGGACCUGGCAAAGAAGCUGCUGCAGUGUGUCCCGCGAGACCGUCUAUCUGCCGACGAGGCCCUCCGCCAUGAGUAUUUCAACAGCCUGCCUCCUGCACUGCUCCAACUGCCUGACACUACCUCCAUCUUCAAGGUUCCCGGGGUGAAGCUGGAACCUGAGGUCCGAAAUAUUUUUAGCCCUAGCAGGAAGAGCAGCCCCACUGCAGUCCCCCUCAACAAGCGCUGGUGACUCUGAGGACCUCUAGAGGCCUGGAUUGGAAGCCCAGUUUUGUCAUGCACACAGACAUCCAUUCAGAAACAAAGCCAGAGGAGACUUUCAAGGGAAACACUUUUGAAUAAGAAGCUUUGAGGGGGUGGGCAGCAGCUGAAAUGAAAGUGAAUUACACAUGCUUUUCAGAUGCAGACAUCAUAUGGUCUAAGUACAACACAGAAAAACUUGCGUUUGCGGUCAACUGAAGCUGGUAAUAAACCCCAGGGAAGGAAAAAAA
Messenger RNA from Polyodon spathula (Mississippi paddlefish), 1720 nucleotides. Its product is annotated as cyclin-dependent kinase 15-like. The record is from RefSeq and is a predicted model, not a curated record. The coding region runs from base 193 to 1461 and encodes 422 amino acids. Gene Ontology annotation, molecular function: cyclin-dependent protein serine/threonine kinase activity; ATP binding; cyclin binding. Lineage: Eukaryota; Metazoa; Chordata; Actinopteri; Acipenseriformes; Polyodontidae. The transcript is spliced from 14 exons. Gene Ontology annotation, cellular component: cytosol; nucleus; cytoplasm. Gene Ontology annotation, biological process: protein phosphorylation.